UCGUUUGCACUAAUGUUAUGCAGCAACUGACAGUGUAUUUGCCAAGUCCAAUUUUGGUUGCGAUACAAUCAUUUAUGAAUCAUUAUCUAUGGCAACUAAACAAUUUCAGUUCUGUGAUGUUUUACACUACACCACAGCCGUUUUUACUAACUAAAACUGUUGCAUUUCUUAAUUCAACAGCUUCUACAAAAGUAUCCAUUCAUAAACAGGCAACAUCUGAACCCUCCCAUUUACCAGCUGCGUUUGAUAACUCUUUCCUCGAAGGUUCGUCUUUGUCCUGAUAAAUCGAUGAAUUUCAAGCUUGCAAUCCUUCAUCCUCAGCUCGCUACGUUCCAAUAUCCCUUCGACCUAGUCUACAAAUACGAACUCAAUCAAAGCCCCCAAAAUACUAAGCUGGUUCGUGAGUUGUACAGUGGCAAGAGCCAUGUUGAUGAACUUGUGGCACGCAUUCGUAGGGCAUAUCCGAAAAGUCUGACACUUCCAAUGGGCAGGAAGUUGAAUGAAAGUGAACUAGACGACCAAGCGAAGACGUUACUUACUACGGUCCAACAUCUCACGCAUGUGGCUCCCACUCCUGCUAAUGUCAAGAUCUACCGAAACUUUGUCAUCGUCAACGUGUUUAUAGAAGCCAUCCGAAUGAUAGAUCCCUGUAUCCCAUGAAUGGAUGAUUACAACCAAACGGCAGCACAAAAAAUGACACAAGAAAUUGCUUCGACUUAAAGACGUUUGUCAUAUAAAACUGCAGGAUUUUCGGAUCUCUUCUGAUGUAUCGGGCAUAGUGUAUUUCUCUUAAUACAGCAUAUUUAGAUGUCACAGUUACCGGAUUAUUAACACUGGCAAAACUUGCAGGCUGAUGCAUGUGGCUUUGGCAAAUACUAAUUUUAGAUGAAAGUGCUUCAGUGCUUCAAAGGGGGUAAGACUAUCUAGUUUUCGCUGUAGCACAAGCACCAGCAUAAGAAUCAAAGCAACUUCAGUUCCUUUGCAGAUGGGAGAAAAGACAACUGGCUUUAGUUAUGACCAAUGAAUUGUUUCUGUGCAUGUUACCAAAUUAUUCUUGUGCUUGUGUUCCAAGUGAAAACUGGACAAAAUAGCUCAUUGUAGUUCAUUUUUAAAAAUAAUUUUAUGCAAUUGUAUGCAACACUAAAAAACUAGUUCAUUUCUUAGAAAAGACCGUAAACAGUCGACCACUCCCCUCUCUUUCCCUUGGUCAUUGUUCGAUAUUUGUAUUUUCCUUUCGCCACUUUCCACGCCCCUCCCCUGGGGAUAUUAGACUAGCUAUAGUAAUCCUCACUCGGCCAAAUCAACCAAAGCAAAUACCAAGCAAUGAGUCAGCGCCAAGGGAAAUAUAGGGACUGUUCGCAGUCUAGUCUACGAAUAUUAGGAUGCACCUAUCCCCAAAAAGGAUCCAUUUUUUGAGUCAAAUGAGAUUGGAGAUUGAAGAACGAAUAACAAAAAGUGCUAAAAAUGGCUUUACCCUGAAUUCAAUCAUUCCCAGAGGAGUGAAAUAACAAAAAAAAAAAAAAAAAAA
Actinia tenebrosa (Australian red waratah sea anemone) is the source of this 1528-nucleotide messenger RNA. RefSeq lists its product as uncharacterized. The record is from RefSeq and is a predicted model, not a curated record. Lineage: Eukaryota; Metazoa; Cnidaria; Anthozoa; Actiniaria; Actiniidae.